GGGAAACCUCAUUUAUCGGGUCAAAAAAAUCGAUUUUUUGGAAAUAGUCUUAAUCGAUUGUUAAACUAUUCAAGAAUAUUCCCUGAAAAUUUCAAGUCGGUAUCUGCAGUAUUUACGAAGUUACGAAGUUAAAGCGGACGGGUCGGGUGACGAGUUCAGACAGGCCUAGGCGACCUCUCGGGCGGUCGCGUUUAUACCUGCGUUCUCAAAAACCUUCAAAGCCAUCUUAGAUUUGAAUCCGUACGGCAAUGACUGUCCUGUAAAAAAAAGUGAAUGCGUUGGGCAUGUCGAGAAACGAAUGGGCACAAGACUUCGAAAUGUAAAAAAAGAUAAGGAGCUCGGAGGACGUGGAAUGUUGACCGAUGUACUGAUAAACAAAAUAACUCGAUACUACGGAUUAGCCAUACGUCGAAAUACUGAUUCGGUCCAGGGCAUGAAAAAAGCCAUUCAAGCAACACUCGAUCAUCUAACAUCCAUCGACGAGACACCGAAACACGGAAAUUGUCCGGCUGGAGCUGAUAGCUGGUGUAAGUGGCGCAAGGCUGAGGCAGGUUGUGCAGCGUCAUUUAAACAUCCCCCUCCUCUUCACCCAAAUGUUGAGAAACAUUUGCAACCAAUCUUCGACGAUCUUUCGAAUGACAAUCUUUUGGAAAGGUGUUUAGGCGGUUACACACACAAUGCAAAUGAAUGUUUUAAUUCGACCGUUUGGCGUUUAUCGCCUAAACACAUUCACAGUGGAGCAAAAAUCGUCUGCAUUGCUGCGUAUAUUGCUGCAUCAAUAUUUAACGAAGGCUACAAUGCAGUAUUGAUGAUUAUGAACAAAUUGGACAUAGAAAUUGGGAUACAGGCACACAAUUUUGCCAUAGCGAAGGACGAGAAACGAAUAACCACACAGAACCGCCGAAGCUAUAACAGCUCAAAAAAGGCAAGAACGGCUCGUAGGAUGGAGAUGGCACAAAACGAGUUCUACGAGGAAGCGGAGGGGCUACUUUAUGCACCUGGAAUCGCUGAUUAGCCUGAGACUGCCAUCAAAAUUAAGGACGCUACAGUGUACACAGCGGAGACACACCAUAAGCGAAGCAAUAUUAUUAUGGCGUCCGUUUAUAUAGUAAACAUCUUUCUUUUUUUAUGAAAAAAUUCCUGUGUACUCUUUGAUUGUGUACUAGAUUGUCAUAAAAAUUUCAAAACGUUUCAGUUUAUUACACCCAAGAAAAAAAUUCGUGAAAAUCAUGUAUUUUUCGACCGUGUAAAUGAGGUUUCCCCCUUAAGAAAAUGUGUUGCAACCUUUUAGCUCACGACUGUACUCUCUAACAGAAAUGCUAAACAAAUUUACGAUUGGUUUUUGUAAUUUACGCGUCUCGGAAAGUACGUAGUAAUACAUGUAGUAAUACAUGCAUUGGUAACACAUGUAUUACUUAAAUAAGCAGAACAAAAUUGAAAGAUAGAUAAUGAUAUCAGGGUAAAUUAAGGAACAGUUUUAGAUCAAAUUUAUUAUUUAUAAUAGCUAUUCUGUAAUAAC
Molecule: messenger RNA, 1519 nt
Organism: Solenopsis invicta (red fire ant)
Lineage: Eukaryota; Metazoa; Arthropoda; Insecta; Hymenoptera; Formicidae
Exons: 3
Coding region: 299-1015 (238 amino acids)
Source: RefSeq, a predicted model, not a curated record